UCUCAUUCUGCGCACCACUCAAAGAGUGACCUGAUCCCUGUCACAUCCGAAGUCACUCUUCCCAAACCAGCAUCUCCAGCCUGAGUGCCCCUCUGUCAUCCACCCACUGCAGUGCACCACGGGUGUCAAACGAGAUUCAACUGUCUGGGUGCUGCGACUGGGGACGAUGCGAUCACCCCCGGCUGCUGACAGCUAUGCCAAGUGGUCGCCGAUAGCUUUUGGGACUUCAGGUUCACCAUGAGAACCAUUGCUACCUACCUAACCGAUGCUUCGUCAUGCCGCUUGAAGUUUGCCGACGGCGGCUACUACUGUUACCUUGGGAAAGUGGUCAGAAAAGAGUCUCGAUAUGAAUAGCACAAUGGAAUAUUGGGAGUGCCAAUAGGAAGAUGGUGGACUAUUGCUGCAUAGCCAGGCAAUGCAUGCUGCAGAUUGCAGGCCAUCUACAGAGACAGUGGCUUUGGCAUCUUAUCCCCGCUGUGGAAAGAGUGUGUUCGUACUGCAUAUUGUUCUACGCCCCUACGAGCGAUAUUCGACCAGACACGAGUCACCUCGAUCGACUCGUACGUUGGCAGCCCAGAGAACUUUUCCGGCAUGUUCCUCUAGACAACUGCUGAACUAUCAUACCGCCCUUGCACCGCGGACUUGCUGUUGAGAGAACCGGAACUGUUGUGACUAACGCCGCAACUGGCGCCUUGACUGGCUUGUCUUUGUCCCUCAGGCUCAGACUCAGGCCUCCCCGAAAGCUAGUUUCACUAGCACAUGCAUUAGCUGUCACAUCGACACUUUCUCCUACUGGGCGGGGUAUUUGACGAUACAGCCACCACCACUACACCCCGAAGAAACGCUACGUUGACCCGUCCCCCUGCUUCCCUGGCACCAGUGACCAGUUGCAUCUCAUACUGGAGCCCCUGCUCGUAUCAUUGCACAGACCCUGGUGAGCCAAAAAGUAUAGGGCUGUGGUGGGCUCCUCCUUUGGCACUGAGCGACAGGGCAGGCUCCAUUCGUCAUCCAGCCUGAGAUCAACUUUCAGGUUCGGGACACCACUUGCACGUAAGCAAGUCUAUCCAAACAUCGACUACGGCAUUGUGUCAUCAAAGACCAUCAACAUCAUCCGCUACCAAGAGCCUUCUGUUAUAAGACUCCCAACGGCCUGCCGCCCGUCCCUUCGGCUUCCUCCCCCUUCCGCCGCCGGUACCGUUACCCCUUCCAGUAUUGAUCGACAUAUCUUCAGCAAGCCUCCCGGAUAUCUCUUUGUUUCCAAUACGCCUCAUCUUCCCCUUGUAUGGCUCUAGGCCCUGAGCCUUCCCAUUGACAAACUUGACGCGGUCGCAACAGACCUAGAACACGCACCUCGUCACAGCUGACCCGUUCCACGCAAGGCCAGGAAAGUUGUUGACACUGCGCAUUUUCAGCCUGACCAUCCACUCCCAUUGUUGAAACAACAGCCGGAGCAGACAUAUUACUCGACAUAUUCAGCGUCGUCCUUGAUUCCGUCUCAAGUCCUCGCAUUGCUUCCAUCUUAUGCUUUGCCCUUGACUUGAGCCGUACACCCCACUGCUCACGAUGCUUGCUUUUGAGCAUUCGAAUCGUCAACGAUUUGCGGAAUCGGUGUAUGACAGCGAGAACGGCAUCCGUUCGCAAGCGCCUUUUUCUCGUUCAACAAUGGAGGCUUACAACGUGAUCGACCCCCUACUCAACUUUCACCCUCUUCCAUACCCAUUCUUCGAGAACUCGACCCUGUUCCCUAGCGCACCAAUGCAAACGACAAAGGACGACAUGUUCCAGAUUCGUGAAUUACCCCCAUCUCUGGUCUCAUCAGACUCGAUUCCAUCAAUCGCCAGUGCCUCAUCCUCCACCAUGGGGUCUCCUUACUCAGAGCCUUUGCACACCUUCUCUUCUCAGGAUGGAUACGACCAUGGCUCAUCAUACGGGCUUGGGGCCAUGCCAUGCAUUGUCCAUCAAGAAAGCUUCCAGCAGGAUUUGCUGGGAGAAUCAAUGGAGGCCGAGCUGUCUCUGGGGAGCGAUCGAAACCUCGACGACAAGGUGUCGGUGGACAGCAGCUUUGUGGGUAAGUCUGCGCCUCUGUGUCUUCUUUGUCCAGCGCCUGCGUCAGCGACUAUUAUUGCACAAUCCACUCCCAAUCCCGAUCUGGACGACUGCCUCCACUUGGGCGCUCCCGUCGUGCCAGUCAGAAUGCGACGUGGACACCUUUAGCCGAGGGUUUGCCCAUCCCUGCCCGUUCCGAACCCGGGUGACCCACUGUACCCAGUUAUCACGUCCCCUCCGGCUCUCCGGGUCUGUCCUCCCACUGCCCACUGGCCCAGCACCCCUCUGCCACUAUUGACCACAAUAAUAUGCACCCUGCCACCAGGCCUGAAAUCACCCACAACACCUUGCAAGCACGUUCAAGAUAUUUUUUUCCCUAUCGCUUCUCCGUCAAUGCAUCCAUUGAACCCCCUUCCCCCAACUGCAACCACAUGGUGUCCAUUGGACCCGGUGAUACUCCAGGUCAAGCACCUGUCACUCCCUUUCAACCGCAUUUCUUUGCCCGAAAUAGCGAUGAUUUCGUCCCAUCGGUUGCAUCAUCCUACCCUGCUUUGAUCCAAACUUCGCGAUCCUAUGCGGAUCCAUUGUUCCGUCCGCAAGGACUCUAUCCAUCUGGCAUGCAAGGGUUCUCCAACAUAUCGCCGUCAGGUUCCCCAGCUCCCUCGCCGCAGGCUUAUGGAUUUUAUCGCACCAACCAGUUCGCCGACUCUUUCCCUGACAACAACAACUACUACCCACAACCCGGCUUCCUGAACCGAAGGCCGUCCCUUGUAUCUUAUGACUCCAACCUAUCGCACUCCAGCCCCUCGUCCGAACCCGAUGGCGAGGGUCGAGAGAAAGGACGUUGCCCACAUCCUGACUGCGGCAAAGUUUUCAAGGAUUUGAAAGCACAUAUGCUUACUCAUCAGGCUGAACGGCCCGAGAAAUGUCCCAUCGUGACAUGUGAGUACAACCAAAAGGGCUUCGCUCGAAAGUAUGACAAGAACCGACAUACCUUGACCCAUUACAAGGGUACCAUGGUAUGCGGAUUUUGUCCUGGGUCUGGCACUCCCGCCGAGAAGAGCUUCAACCGCGCCGACGUUUUCAAGCGACAUUUGACUUCAGUGCACGGUGUCGAGCAGACAGCCCCGAACAGCCGGAAACGUAGUCCCACCUCCAGCACUCGAAAAUUGGCCAGCUACUGCCCGGAUGCCACCGGCAAAUGCUCGACUUGUUCAGCCACCUUCAACAACGCGCAAGACUUUUAUGAGCAUCUUGAUGACUGUGUCUUGCGCGUGGUGCAGCAGGAGGAACCUAGUGAAGCCAUCAACGCACAGCAUUUGGGUAAUGUCGAUGGUGACGCAGAUGUGCAGGAGACUUUGGAUCGCCACAUGUUGAAAGCGGAGGAUGUCUCGACCUCUUUUGAGGAUGAGGAGGACGACGAGGAUGAUGAAGACGACGACGACAACGAUGAGGAGGACGAUGACCCAUCAUUCACCCGCCGUUCCGGUAAGGGUGCCAUUAAAUCCAACAAGCCUGCGGUUACAUCCCGCCGCACAGUUCUCAACGGCGGUGUGUCCAAGUCCAGCAAGGCAAGCAAGAAAGGCAUGACCUGGUCAAGAGGUGGUGUUGCUCUUCUCGGCAAGGGCCGCAAGAAGAGAAAGCAUUAUCCACCAUCCUGGGGCAUGCCUGCAGAGAAGAUGCGGAUGAAGAAGCGUGUGCUGUGUAUUUAUGACGGCCCCCGUCGGCUAUGGAAGGACGACAUGAUGCUGCACAAUGAAUUCGAGGUUCGCAUCCCACUACCCGACGGCAAGAGCUACGUCACCGAUCUGGACGUGGAGACACUCAAGAGAGCCGAAGCUUUCCAUAAUGCUUCUCCAGAGGAAAAGGGUCCCUGGGUGUCGCGGGCCGAAGAGGCUGGGCAGUCGAUUGACUUGAAUGCGUUGAUGGCUUGAAUUUUUCUUCUCUCUUCAUGAUGCUAUUGCUUUUGAGUCUGCCGUCGGCUUAGCGUGGUUUGCCUUUGGGAACAGGGCUGACUGAUUUUGGAUGUUUUGGGCUGGUGGUUACGUAUGGCGAACAGCUCUUCUACCGUUGGGUCUGUAUGGAUUGAUGGAUCAUGUCUUGGAUCAAGCGGAAGGCGAUGUCAUGGAACGAGCUGGGCAAUGUGAGAUUGAAUACCUUCCCAGUUCGGAAUUCUUGAUGGGAGGAAACGAAACUUGUGGAACCAGACCACCCCUUGGAAGAAAACAGACGGGCAGAGCCAGGACGAGAGGGAAAAGUGCCUAGGUUUUGGAUAUGGACUCUCAGAAAGGACUGCAAGCGAUCGAUACCCGACAGUGACUGGUCUCCUUGAUGGAGGAAAAAGCUGUGCUUGUGUAUGUAUGAUAGAACUCCACACACAGGGGGUACAUGAAGCGCUGUGCGCUCGAAUAAUGAACAUCUUAAUGUGGACAAUAGUUGUUGGUCACGGUUGACGGCUCACUCACUGUUUGUACCUGGACGGCGCGGCUUCUCAGACUAGAUUCUAAACUACAUUAUUUAUGGA
This is a messenger RNA of Exophiala dermatitidis NIH/UT8656, 4570 nucleotides long. RefSeq lists its product as hypothetical. Gene Ontology annotation, cellular component: nucleus. The transcript has 3 exons. The record is from RefSeq and is a predicted model, not a curated record. Lineage: Eukaryota; Fungi; Ascomycota; Eurotiomycetes; Chaetothyriales; Herpotrichiellaceae. Gene Ontology annotation, biological process: regulation of transcription by RNA polymerase II. Bases 2355 to 3980 code for a protein of 541 amino acids.